AUGGCCUUCCAAGUUCCGAUCCCUAUGCCGAAUCUGGCGGCAAUGACAUCGGAUGCUUGGCCUUCUCUGUCUAAAUUACUGAAUGCGCCCCGGAAACUGAUCGAGCACUCCGCCUCCCCCCGCCAGCUGCAACGUACCGGCCACGAAACCAGUUCGAUCGAAAAUCGCCAAACUUUUCUUCCCGAAUGUCUAACUACAGUAUCCUCCGAGGCUCUCAGAUCGGCUGUUAUGUACAAGCCGGCGGUAUUUGGAAUGCCUCGCUCCCUGUUCGCUGCGACCACUCUUUGGGCUCCGCCAUCGACCACUGGCCGCCGUCUUGCCACACCUGCCUCUCGUCUUUUCUCCACGCUGACCGCAAAUCCGAACCGCAUCCGCCACGCCCCGCACCUACACGGACUCUCACGUCUCCAACAACAGCGGUACCUCUUUGGGGGUCCGUCUCAGGCCUUACUAGCCCAGAGAGAGAAAACCGCGAACAACAACCCCAGUAGCGCGAACGCUCAAAAUGCAUUCUACCAGGCUCUUCUGCGCGCGAACCAUCCUGCCAUAAUCCUUGAACGGUACAGAUCCGGGUACUUUGCUAGUAACGCGGCCACUGAGGCGCUUUACCACAAGGCUUUGCAACGGGUCAAUGGAAUAGAUGGCUCAACAUCUUUCUUAGGCGCCAACCAACAGUCCAGUCCUGACCUGCUUCAUCAACUCAAGCCCGAUCAAUUACAAGCUAUUGGCCAGGCCGUCGGUGCUAAAGGUAUUCAUGGUAAAGUACACGCGGCACCUGGCCAAACCGGCACUGGGGCUAAAGACGCACCUCUGUACGUUGUGGUCGAGGAGUCAAUGGGAAGUACUAUUUUUCGCUGGGUGAGAUUUUUUACCAUGAUGGCAUUCAUCGCAUACAUAUCUUGGGUGAUUCUCGCUGUCGUCCUUGAGACUUCAGGUGUUUUGCGAAACGUCAAGGGCCCACAGAACAACGAAGCUCAACCUGAACACCAGACCGUGCGCUUCAGCGACGUUCAUGGAUGCGACGAGGCCAAGGAUGAGUUGCAGGAACUUGUUGAAUUCUUGAUCAAUCCCGAACGAUUUUCCUCGCUCGGUGGCAAACUGCCCAAGGGUGUUCUUCUGGUUGGUCCUCCUGGUACUGGUAAGACCCUACUCGCGCGUGCCGUGGCGGGUGAAGCCGGUGUUCCAUUCUUCUUCAUGUCUGGCUCGGAAUUCGACGAAGUCUACGUUGGUGUCGGCGCCAAGCGUGUUCGGGAUCUGUUCACUCAAGCCCGCAGCAAGUCCCCUGCCAUUAUAUUCAUUGACGAGUUGGACGCUAUUGGUGCGAAGAGAAACGAAAGGGAUGCCGCCUAUGUGAAGCAGACUUUGAACCAGCUGCUUACCGAACUCGAUGGAUUUAAUCAGAGUAGCGGAGUUAUCAUCAUAGCAGCAACCAAUUAUCCUCAGCUGCUUGACAAGGCCCUUACGCGGCCUGGUCGCUUCGAUCGAAAGGUGGUUGUCGGUCUUCCAGACGUCCGCGGUCGUAUGGAAAUUCUGAAUCACCACAUGAAGAGUGUACAAAUCGGUACUGAUGUCGAUGUGGCGGUCAUUGCUCGUGGCACCUCUGGGUUCUCUGGUGCUGACCUUGAGAAUCUUGUCAACCAGGCCGCCAUUUAUGCCAGCAGGAACAAGAAGACCAAGGUCGGACCCAAGGAUUUCGACUAUGCCAAGGACAAAAUCAUAAUGGGCGCGGAGGCUCGCAGCCGGGUCAUUCAGGAUAAGGACAAGCUUCUGACUGCUUACCACGAGGCUGGUCACGCUCUCGUUGCUUACUUCUCAAAAUCCUCGAUGCCGCUCUAUAAGAUCACUAUCGUGCCCCGCGGAAUGGCGUUGGGUAUCACACAUUUCCUGCCUGAGAUGGACAUGGUUUCCAAGGAUUACACCCAGUAUCUGUCGGAUAUCGAUGUCGCCAUGGGUGGCAAAGCUGCGGAGGAGCUCAUCUUUGGCCCUGAUAAGGUCACCAGUGGUAUCUCGGCUGAUAUUGAAGCAGCCACGAAGACCGCUUUCGCUCUCGUUACUCAAUUCGGGUACUCCAAGAAACUUGGAAAUGUCGACUUGAUGUCCAACUACAGCAGCCUGUCCUCCGAAACGAAACAAGAAAUCGAAGCUGAGGUUCGACGCAUUGUCGAGGAGGCUCGCGUUCGCGCCACCAACAUUUUGACCGAGAAGCACAAGGAGCUUGAACUGCUGACCCAGGCUCUGAUCAAGUACGAGACGUUGACUAAGGAAGAGAUGGAGAAGGUUCUUCGGGGAGAAAAGCUCGACAAGCUAGAAACGGCCCCGGCCGCCCCCAUCAAGUUGCCCGAGGUUCUCCGGACCGCCAAGUUGCCCUCGCCGAGCCCCGAGGACAUACCCCCAGUAGCAACCAAUUCCGCCAACGAAUGA
This is a messenger RNA of Aspergillus uvarum CBS 121591, 2421 nucleotides long. RefSeq names its product i-AAA protease YME1. Lineage: Eukaryota; Fungi; Ascomycota; Eurotiomycetes; Eurotiales; Aspergillaceae. Bases 1 to 2421 code for a protein of 806 amino acids. The record is from RefSeq and is a predicted model, not a curated record. Gene Ontology annotation, biological process: mitochondrion organization; protein quality control for misfolded or incompletely synthesized proteins. Gene Ontology annotation, molecular function: ATP-dependent peptidase activity; ATP binding; metalloendopeptidase activity. Gene Ontology annotation, cellular component: mitochondrial inner membrane. The transcript has 5 exons.